CCCAUUUAAUUCCGCUUCUCCCAUGGCCAAACCCCUAGAUCUUCCAUCCGCACUUCCCUGCCGGUUCCUUCUGCUCGCUCCCAUCGCAUUCUCCUCAACGAGAUCUCUCGAUUGAUCCCCGUUUCUUCGCUUCUCGACGAGUUUUUUUUUCUGCAGAUCCGAUCGGUUCCUGGGGCACCCGACCAUGGUCGACACCUUCUCCUCGUCAUGGAGGCCGCAGCUCCACCAGCGCCCCCGUUGGCUGAUGUCGUUUCUCACUGCCUACCGGACGCAGCUUUUGGUCCUCUGGGUUGUGGGUUUCGUGAUGGUGUUCGGGUUGCAGGUCAACUCCAUCGAUGGGGUGGGGUUGUUCAGUAUGAAAGCAGCGGCGCGACCGAUUCCCAGGCUCCGACCCGUGGCGUUCAAUCUGACGGAUUUCGGCGGGGUCGGGGACGGGAAGACUCUCAACACGGCGGCGUUCGAGCGUGCCGUGGAGGCCAUUUCGAAGGCUGGGGCGCGAGGAGGCGGGCAGCUGAAUGUUCCGGCUGGGCGCUGGCUCACCGCCCCCUUCAAUCUUACCAAUCAUAUGACUCUCUUCCUCGCUGAAGGCGCAGUGAUUCUUGGGAUUGAGGAUGAAAAUCAUUGGCCGUUGAUGCCUCCUUUACCUUCAUAUGGAUACGGACGGGAACACAAGGGGCCUCGAUAUGGAAGUCUAAUACAUGGUCAAAACCUGAGAGAUAUUGUCAUCACCGGCUAUAAUGGCACAAUUGAUGGUCAAGGUCAAGCAUGGUGGACUAAAUACAAGAAGAAAAUCCUCACCAACACAAGAGGGCCUCUUGUGCAACUUAUGUGGUCCAAGGAUGUUGUCAUCUCCAACAUAACUCUCCGUAAUUCUCCAUUUUGGACACUUCAUCCUUAUGAUUGCAAGAAUGUCACUAUCUCUGGAAUCACUAUCUUAGCUCCUGUUUUUGGAGCUCCAAACACAGACGGUAUUGACCCAGAUUCAUGCCAGGAUGUCUUGAUAGAAAAUUCUUAUAUAUGUGUGGGUGAUGAUGCAAUAGCCAUAAAAAGUGGCUGGGAUCAGUAUGGAAUAGCAUAUGGACGGCCAUCUACUAACAUUAUAAUUCGUAAUCUCAUUGUUCGGUCUGUGGUUAGUGCUGGAAUAUCCAUUGGCAGCGAGAUGUCUGGUGGGGUCUCAAAUGUCACAGUGGAAAAUCUUUUCGUUUGGGAGACGAGGCGAGGGGUAAGAAUAAAGACAGCCCCUGGAAGAGGUGGCUACGUUCGGAACAUUGCCUACCGGAAUGUAAUCUUUGAAAAUGUUCGUGUUGGAAUCGUAAUAAAGACUGAUUACAAUGAACAUCCUGAUGAAGGCUUCGAUCCUAAAGCUCUGCCUAUCAUCACCAAUAUAUCCUUCAGCAGUAUCCAUGGCCAGGGUGUGAGGGUUCCAGUUCGGAUCCAUGGCAGCGAAGACAUUCCAAUCAAGGAUGUCAGUUUCCGAGACAUGUCAGUGGGCUUAACCUACAAGAAGAAGCAUAUCUUCCAGUGUUCCUUUGUCGAUGGCCAUGUGAUUGGAUCCAUUUUCCCUUCACCUUGUCAGAAUCUUGACUUAUACGAUGAGCAAGGGAACCUAGUGAAGCGAUCAGUGUCACAAAAUAUCACUGACAUUGAUUACGACAUUUAAAUCAUUGUUAUUUAGGCAGGGGUAUUGAUUACAACAUUUAAAUCAUGGGUAUUUAGGCAGGAACUUUUCCGUGUGGAUAAUUGGAGCUAUCGAGUCCCUCGAAUGACAUGUAUAUAUAUAUGGAAGGUGGUUGUUAUUUUGUUAUAUUUGAAAUUUACAGCUCUUUGCUUGAUCA
Zingiber officinale is the source of this 1835-nucleotide messenger RNA. RefSeq names its product probable polygalacturonase. Gene Ontology annotation, biological process: carbohydrate metabolic process. The coding region runs from base 185 to 1660 and encodes 491 amino acids. Lineage: Eukaryota; Viridiplantae; Streptophyta; Magnoliopsida; Zingiberales; Zingiberaceae. The record is from RefSeq and is a predicted model, not a curated record. Gene Ontology annotation, molecular function: polygalacturonase activity. The transcript has 5 exons.